UAUGUCCUCUGGGUGGUAUUUUUUCAUUGUUAUUUUUAUUGCAGAACUGCUCUACUAUGUUUUCUUAAAUUAAGCUUUCCAUGUCGGGACCUUUCCGCCCAUUGCUGAGCGGUUUAACCUACUGUCUUCAUCGCUGUCUUACUAGUUGUCAAUCUAUUUUCACGUUUCAGUUGUUCCCUUUGCGCUUUAUUCCUGUGCUCAAUGUUUCAUUAUGUCAAAUGGAAACUAAAUGAACUAAUUAAGGCUGCAAUAGGUCAUCAAUCAUGACAUGGAAAGUAAAUGAAUCUAUAAUUAACUUAGGCAUUGAUGCUAUGAAUUUAUCAUCUUGAAUGGGCAAUUGGAGCCAGAACUAAAAUACAGUGAAUACACUUAUAUUGAAACUAAGUCACACGUUCAAUUUUGGUAGCUCCUAUAAAUUACGACAUUGUUAGUACCCUGAUUCUCAAGAAGAAAACUAUCUAGUUAUUCCUAUGCAUCUAAAAAUACUGGUAUCCAUUCCUAUCUUAGAAAGAUGGUUGAGAAACUGCACCAGGAUAUGCUUAUUGUCUAGUGUCCUUGAUAAUUGUGAAUUAAGCUUGAUGAUCCUUUUGUGGCACUGUUGAUACUGCAUCUAACUUUGCAACUAUUGAACCUAACUGAAAUAUUCUGUCUCCUAAGUGGGAAAGGAAAAAAGGAAAUUAAAUUUUGAUGACUACGACUUAUACUGGUUUAACUGCUAACACUUAUUGAUCUUGCCUUAAUGCUGUACUGUCUUGGUUGCUGCUAUUUGUUGUAUAUGUGAUUUAACUUGGUUUGUAACAGAACAGGGGUUGUUUUGGAUGCUGCACUAAACCCACACCAAUUAUUGCUGUUGAUGAGCCGUCAAAGGGACUGAAAAUUCAAGGGCGCAUGGUGAGAAAACCUAGUGUAUCUGAUGAUUUCUGGAGUACCAGCACGUAUGAUCUGGACAACAGCACUGUCCAAUCUCAAAGAAGCAUCUCAUCCAUUAGCACGUCAAACCAGACCCUAAAUUGUGGAAGUGGCAUUGCUAGCAUGAGCAGCAAUUCUGAUUUUGUAAAUAAUGGUGUUCUUCUCUGGAAUCAAACCAGGCUUCAAUGGAUUGGAUCUAGCAGGUCCAGGGAUCAUACUCAACGGAGUCGGGAACCCAGAUUAAGUUGGAAUGCGACUUAUGAAAGUUUGCUUGGUACCAAGCAGCCAUUCCCCCAGCCAAUCCCUCUAUCUGAAAUGAUAGACUUUCUGGUAGAUGUAUGGGAGCAGGAGGGGCUGUAUGAUUGAGGAACUGUAUCAUAUCAAGACCCCACUGUCUUUGUAACUAUUAAGAGUUGUUCGUGUAUAGUUGAGGGCCAAAGGAGGAACAAAAAGAUCAAACAAAUGUUUCUAAAUUUUAAUUCUACACGCUAAUGACCAUCUUUUUCUCUUCUUAUCUUUCUUUUUUCCUUUUCCUCUUGUACAUGCCCUAUUGGACUUGGCCCUCUACCAUAUUCAAACUGAAUACAGGUGCAAAUAUGUCGAUGAUUAACACUAAA
Messenger RNA from Corylus avellana, 1526 nucleotides. The record is from RefSeq and is a predicted model, not a curated record. NCBI's taxonomy places the organism in Eukaryota, Viridiplantae, Streptophyta, Magnoliopsida, Fagales, Betulaceae.